AAACUUAAAAAAUGGUAUCGAUAAUUAAAAAUCAAUUGUUAAAACAUCUGUCAAGGUUUACUAAAAACCUGUCAGUUGAUCAAAUAAAUUGGAGCACUCUGAGAGGCGAAGGAGAGUUGUUAAACUUGGAAUUAGAUGAAGCUGUGCUAACAGAUUUACUUGAGUUGCCAUCGUGGUUAAAGUUGACAAAUGCUUGGUGUAAUAAAGUAAUAUUACGUGUACAAUGGACCAAGCUAAAAAGUGUGCCUAUAUUUUUGCAUUUAGAUGAAGUUCAAAUUGAAUUAGUGACAUGUGAAGAUUUGCGAAGCCCAUCAUCGCCGACGAAUGCAGCAUCUUCGUUGCCUGGCGCUACAAAAUAUUCAUUUAUUCACAAAGUUAUUGACGGUAUUACUAUUGCUGUAAAUACUGUAUCAGUGAAACUCAAAAGCCCGGCGUUCAUCGCUUCAGUUCAAAUAUCGAGAAUAAUGGUUGAGUCAAAAUCACCGACUUGGCAACGGUGUGAUUUACGAAUGACCAGAGUUAAGGAUCCUGAUAGGGGUCAAUUGUUGAUAUUUAAAGAGCUGGAAUGGCAAACUGUUCGAAUAGAGGCCCAAAGUACUAUCGAUCAAAAUUUGACACCUUUGAGACUGUUAACUAAUCAAGCGCGAUGUCGGAUAACUAUCAAGAAACGUCUGUCAGAUUGUUUUGUAAUGGGAUCCCGACUAGUGAUAAUUCUCGAUGAUCUCUUGUGGGUCCUUACAGACUCUCAAUUAAAAGCAGCUUUACAUUUUAUCGAUUCCCUAGGAAGUCUUAUUGAAAAAGCGACGACUAUUGAAAGAAAGAUAAAAGCCGCGAGAAAACUCGAGGUUUUGCCUGAAUACCAGGCACAAAUAUCUCAGCAGUCAAGAAGCCAAUCAAAAGUACCUUGCAAUACAGCGAUAUCAAAAAUUUUUAUGCGUUACGAUGUAGUAGAAACUUCUUAUCACUUUUUAUCACAACGAAUUGAUUUACAUCUAUGCGACGAUCCUGGAACUGGGAGAUCUUCGUACCCGGAAUUGAAAGAUGGUGGAGCUUUACAAAUAUCAUUGAUUAAAUUUCAAAUAGAUUACUAUCCAUAUCACUUAGCGAUGUCUGACAGAAAACACUGGGCUAAGUAUCGAGAAAAUACAAUGCCUCAUGUCCAGUGGCUGCAGCAGUCUUUUAAUUCAUUUCGCGGGCAAUUUAUGGAUUUAAUUGACGCUGGACAAAAACAGUCCAGAAAAAAUAGCGGCAACGAACCAAAAAAUGACGAUAAAUUAAAAAGCGAUCAGCAAACACCUUUAUUGGAACAUGAGCAUAAAAAAUUACAGAAACAAGCUAGCACAGUUGGCACCGGGAACCCAAUAAAAAAUUAUGUGUUGGAACAAUUGUCUACGCUCAUGACUACGUGUAUUGUCAUAAGAAUUUAUGACCUAACUAUUUACAAAGUUACUACUACGACAAGAAAACCGAUCACUAAAGAAUUUUUGACAGCGCAAACGAGGAAGAAACAUCCUACAGGUAUUCUGUCGAUUGAGUGGAUAAAAAGUGAUCGUGAAAAAUUUUCCCUGCCAGAAGAUGUUACUAUUUUACAUGCAGAGUUUACUUAUUAUUAUUACCCUGGUGACUUAAUAUUUCCAUUACCACCGCCAAAAUUUUACGUCCAAGUAAAUCCCAUCCAGAUAAACUACGACAUAUACAGCUGCCUGUGGUUUAAUUCAUUUUUGUUAAACCUCUACAAAUCAUUGGCGUCGAGUGAAAAUAAAGCCAAUGCUGUUAAUGAUAUUAAUAUGUACUUCGAUGUCAAAUUAGAAGCAAUAUUACCUCGGAUAAUUGUUGAGUCGCAAAACGACUACCCUAAUCAACGUGAUCGUCCCAAGUCAUUGAAUAUUCAAACAUCACGAGUAACUCUUACAAAUGUACGGUCUGCUGACAGCAAAUCAUCACGUACUGACUUGGCCGAGUGCUUGAACGCUUUGCAGAUGGGGCAGAUGUUUUUUUCUUCGGAUUUUCCUAGCAAUAAAAAUGAUUAUCACAUUGUUACUGAUAGAUUUUCACGUCACUGCGCAGGCACAGACAACGUGAGAUCCUACCCAUCAAAUUUCACAAUAAAUUCCCUCGAAGACAUAAUUGGAAAGCUGCAUAAAAAAUUACUAUGGCUCGAAUGCAAAGACAUAUGGUGCUUAAAUCUAGAACCUGUAUGGGCAGAUUUCUACGGUGUCCGGGCCGUAGGUAUGAACCGCCCAGUCCCAUUACUAGACGCCUUUCCCGUAACAGUCUGGCUUCACAUUACCGACAACAACAACUCAUCGACUCUACCCACCCCAAAAAACGACAGCAAAAUAGAGCCUCAAAAAACCUCAAAAAACGCAGAUGUCCACGUACUAGCACACAUAAGUAAUUUAAUAAGCGUCCAGUUAAACCACUACCAAUAUUUAUUUUUACUCCGUCAAUUAGAAAUAGUGACCGAGAUGAGCACCUAUUUAGUAAUCGACACAAACCGGAUAAUGAAUGUAACAACCGGAUCUUCACUAGUAGUAGGUGCUUUAGUCCCCCAGCUCGAAGUGACUUUAAUAAUGCCAUCCCAAACUCCGGGAAAGGAAAAUUCUGGCGGAGAUUUAGAGUCAGUAGUCCCGGACUCAUCAAGCAUAGCCGACGAAUUGCUGCCUAUUUCCCUUACAAACCAAUCAGUAGCAACUAGACUAGAAUUUGGGUUGAAGCGCUUCAACACAAGCAAUGAUGUUGAGACACCUCAAAGCGAAGUGUCUUCAAUGAUCGGAUCUUUGGAUCCAAGCCACCCUACUGUUACUUUCAAAGCAGCUGAAAAAAGUUACAGCAAACAAUUCGACCAUUCUUUGCACCAGAGGCAAAAUUCCGAAGAUUUAGAAGCUAGAAAAUAUUUAAAGUACUCAUCAAAAGAUCCCCUGCAAUCCGGUUUAAUACAAAAUAAUUUUAACGUCGGUCUUUCCAGUAUGAAAAAAGGCUUCGCUAAUUUAAUGACUUCCAUCGACUCGGCGCUUAAAGCUUCCCCAGAAGACGGAAGCAGCGACACUGUUUCUAUGAGAAGCGAUCUUAGUUCUGAUAGCGAAAACUAUAUUGUUGUAUCUCUAGAAGAUCAAGAAAAAUCUGAUUCUCUUUUUGGGAAUUUAAAUGUCACUAAUAUUACAGCUGUUGAAGAAGCUAGUGAGGUAAUUGAAGAAACUCCAGACACCCAGAGUGAAAAAUCACUUGAUAGUGCGUGCAAGCGCAAAGAUUUGGUCUCAAUGGUGACCUUUAAAUUGUCCAAGGUUGAAAUUAUUCAACAGUCUAAAGGAUUUUCCUCGGCUAUAAAAUUACAAGUCGGGAAAAUAAUUAGCAAUGAGUGUACCUCUAUCCCGUGGGAUGAAUUGCAGACUAAGUUUAGCUCGCGAUCGCGUGGGUGGUCUGAAUUACAGUCUGAUGAUUGUAAAAUUUCGGUUAAAUUACGCCUAGAGCAUGAUCUUAAAAAACAGUACAGUAAUUUAAAUGAUAAUUUAAAUAGUAAAAUUGCGACGUUGUUUGACGAUAAAGUUACCGGGGAAAUUAAUGAUAUUAAUUUAGUAUUAUCUAUGAGUACAAUUACGGGAUUAACUGAUUUAUUGGAAGAUGAAAUAAUACCUGACUAUUUACCUGUUAAUUUAAUGCUAAAUAAUAUUUUUAUUAAAUUAAUUGAAGAUCGCCCGCCUAAUAAUAUUACCUCACCCGGGCCGGUACCUAUUGAUUUAACGGUACAGCAUUUAAAGGUUGUUCGUGAUAAAAAUGGACUGAUUAAUAUUGAGUCUGUGAAAAGUAAUGUAGAUAAUAGUGCAGCGCAAUUGAAUUCUGCGACAGAAGGGGAAUUGGUGAAGCUUAAACAAUUGAACAAACAAAUCAAAAAUGAUAAUGAGGAAUUGAGGCGGAGAUUGGUUGCGCUUGAUUAUUUGUCGGAGGAAAAUUUAAGGUUGAAAAGGAGUAAGGAUGAAUUGCACUCGGUUAAAUUGCAAUUGAGUGAAGCGCAGGAGCUUAUUAAAGAGUUGAUGAAGGAGAAGAAUAUUUUGAAGGAGGAUAAUUUGUUGUUACAGAGUCAGGGAAAAAAGUCUAAUGAUUCUUCUAGUAGUGGAAGGGCCUCGUGGUCUAUUAAGAGAUAGCAUACCAGUUGCUUUGAUUGCUCCAAGUGUUGUACUAAUAACAAAUAAUUUUU
Messenger RNA from Cotesia glomerata, 4195 nucleotides. RefSeq names its product UHRF1-binding protein 1-like. Bases 12 to 4142 code for a protein of 1376 amino acids. The transcript is spliced from 13 exons. The record is from RefSeq and is a predicted model, not a curated record. Lineage: Eukaryota; Metazoa; Arthropoda; Insecta; Hymenoptera; Braconidae.